AAUAAUAGUUAUAAUAGCUAUUCGCUAAAAAUGAAGCAACCUUUAUUUGUCAUAUCAAUUCUGACAAUCGUAACUGUAAGCUUUAGUAUUAAUCUAAAAAAUGUGUACGAUUGGCAAUACGUUGAUUUUCUUUGGGAUAGUGAGAAUCAAAGGAAUGAUGCGAUAAAUUCUGGCAAAUAUAAUCCUAACUCAUGCGUUUUAUACGACGUGGACGAAGCGCAAGAUGGUAGAAUAUUCGUUACUUCGGUAAGAGAACAAGGAGUACCAGCUAGUCUGAUGGUAGUAUCUGAUGAAACAGGACCGGGAGGUCCACUUUUGGAUCCAUAUCCAAGUUGGUCAUGGUAUAAUGAGAAUGAUUGCAAUGGUAUCAUAAGUGUAUAUCGAGUGUCCAUCAAAUGCAAUCACAUCUUCGUUCUGGAUUGCGGCAAAGUCGGAGUAAACGCCGUUUGUCCUCCGCAACUAUUGAUCUUCGAUUUAGAAAAUAAUAUGCUCGUUAAACGUAUUGACAUUCCACCUCACAUCGCUAACAACAAAAAUGGCACUGGAUUGCUCGUAACACCACUUGCUUAUGUUCGAGAUUGCAAAUACAUAAGUGAUGCGACCGUAUUUAUGGCUGACGUAGAAGGUUACGGUUUGGCUAUUUACAACGAAAAUAUUGGCUUCUGCAGAAUCGAAUCUAAUUACAUGAAACCGACUGAUGCCAAUUUUACGAUAGAAAACCAGAGUUUUUAUUUGGAGGACGGUAUUCUCGGUUUAACAAUUAUUUAUGAACAGUUGUAUUAUGCUCCCUUAGCGGGAAAGGAAAUAUAUAAGAUGGAUCUGUGUAAUCUUCAUCAAGAAUGUUUAAAACUAAACAAUUUAAAACUAAGCCAAAGUGAAGUUGAUAAACUAACUCAACUAGCGGGUACGUUAUCUGGCCAAACGGGACCGAUAGCAUCCAAGCAAUGCGCAAUAUUUUUUAGCAAUAUUCCGAAAACAUCCAUUUUGUGCCAAGAUACUGGAACAGAAUUUCAUUCUACCAAUACAGAGGUUAUAGCGCAAAAUUCCGAAUUAUUGCAAUUUGCAAGUGGAAUGAAAGUUGUAAAUCAUGGAAAAUGUCUGAUGGUUUUAACAAACAGAUUUCAGCGAGUUUUUACUAAUACAUUAAAUCUAAAUGAAACAAACUUCCGCAUUCUCGCUAUGAAUAUAGAGGAAAUACGGGACGAGACAAAUUGUUUUGCUUCAUGCAGCGAAUUGUUUUAAUUAAUAAUAUAACAUAAUAAUUCCAAAAAAAUGGCAAGUGGUUCGA
Mycetomoellerius zeteki is the source of this 1288-nucleotide messenger RNA. Its product is annotated as major royal jelly protein 3. NCBI's taxonomy places the organism in Eukaryota, Metazoa, Arthropoda, Insecta, Hymenoptera, Formicidae. Gene Ontology annotation, cellular component: extracellular region. Bases 31 to 1242 code for a protein of 403 amino acids. The record is from RefSeq and is a predicted model, not a curated record. The transcript has 6 exons.